UGACGAAUUCCGCCGAAAAGCCAAGCUGUAGCUAAUCCUGACAUCUAUACAUGUAUCUCUUCAAUGAUCUACUGGCAGCAACUCACAGACCCCUAUACGAGUUCUGGCUUUAAGUCAUUACCUUUGUCAAGAGGGCGUAAAAAAGAAGCCAGAGUCGUCCUUUCAGCUUGACUACUCCAGUUUGAAAUCAACCUUCAUGACUCGCGAUCAUGGACGACUUUGACCGAGUGACAUUACACUUACAAGGUCGCCCCUCACCAUGCGACUCAAUUCGCGAGGCACGAUUCCUGAGCCAGACAGGGAAGGUUAUUUGACUUGGUAUCCGUCAGCAUUCCCCGAUACACUGGUCGAAACGUGGUAUAGGAUCAACGGAUCCCUUGGACAAGCUGGAACGAGCUCCGGAGCUCGUGCCCCUGUCGUUGUUCUUCACGGUGGGCCAGGUGCAUGUCAUAACUAUCUGUUGGACUAUCUGGAGCUGUUGGGUUCUGGUAGGGCCAUUAUCAUGUACGACCAAGUAGGAUGUGGACGGUCUACACGCUUGGAGGACGACACGUAUGCAGACCUUUGGGUCAAAGAGACAUUCGUAGAGGAGCUUCAUCGACUCAUCAGGUGCUUGGGGCUGAGUCAAGUAGCAUUACUUGGCCAAUCAUGGGGCGGUGAUCUUGCCAUGUCGUACGCCUCAGCUUAUCCGGAACAUGUCACCUCCCUCGUCGUGUCGUCUGGCCUCAAUUCUGGCAAAGAUGCCGCCCAAGCCUGUAUCGGGCGAGUGGCAGAACUCCCAGCAGAGCACCAAAGUGCCAUCGAACGAGCAAUCGCGACAAGCGAAUACGAAUCGGAAGACUACACCAAGGCAUCUCAGGAAUACUAUGAUCGAUUUGUCGUCGAUGACAACACUGCGCCGGAUCAUGUCAAGUUCUCAUUCCAACAACUGUCCUCACAUGUCUACCGUCGCAUGUGGGGCCAGUCGGAAUUCGCUGCAGAUGGCAAUCUCCUACGGACUCAUAUCGAAAACAUUUGGAGGAUUACCUGUCCAACUCUGGUCAUCUAUGGGUCGCAGGAUGAGCUCGCUGCGAACCAGCCGAGACUAUACGCAGCCCUGACGGGGUGUAAGGAGAAGCACAUGGUCGUGAUACAGGGGGGAAAGCACCUGACAUGGCUCGAUGAUCCUGAUGGCUACUUCCGUAAGGGCCAUUGAGACGUUUUGGAUGCGUCAUCCAUGAGACGCGGAUCACACGUGCACUUAUGAGCGCUAUGCUUUGAGCUGACCGUUGCUAUGAAGAAAUUAGAUGCAUAUUCCUUCCGCUCAGUUUCUGAUCUCCCAGCCCUAGUAAGACCCACCGAGGCCAGGACGUCCAGGCAGCCUCGUGUGGAC
Molecule: messenger RNA, 1372 nt
Organism: Kockovaella imperatae
Lineage: Eukaryota; Fungi; Basidiomycota; Tremellomycetes; Tremellales; Cuniculitremaceae
Product: Alpha/Beta hydrolase protein
Exons: 10
Coding region: 260-1195 (311 amino acids)
Biological process (GO): proteolysis
Molecular function (GO): peptidase activity
Source: RefSeq, a predicted model, not a curated record